Sceloporus undulatus (fence lizard) is the source of this 3045-nucleotide messenger RNA. Its product is annotated as monocarboxylate transporter 13-like. NCBI's taxonomy places the organism in Eukaryota, Metazoa, Chordata, Lepidosauria, Squamata, Phrynosomatidae. Gene Ontology annotation, molecular function: monocarboxylic acid transmembrane transporter activity. The record is from RefSeq and is a predicted model, not a curated record. Gene Ontology annotation, biological process: monocarboxylic acid transport; transmembrane transport. The transcript is spliced from 5 exons. Bases 720 to 2075 code for a protein of 451 amino acids.
UUAAACUGCAUUAUUUCUACCUUGUAGAUUUACCCAUAAUUCUGUUAUGAAGUCACAAAGAAGAGAGCAUUUCUGAGCUUUUGCAGGAUUCCCUCAACAUGGGAUAACCUCUAGGACACACAAAUAAAUCUAAGUCUGUACAGGCCUUUCAAAAAUUGAUAAAAUGACCCAAAGUUACCAGGAAAUGUGUUGAAAUGGGAAAUAUUACUACUGUACUUCCAAAGGUCUUGUGCUACUGUUGGCUAUUCUGGGGCCAAAGAACCCCAUCCCAAAUUUGGGAGUGGUGGAGAUGUGGAAGACGAUAAUGGGGUCCCCUCAAGGGGUCUAUGGGUUGCCAAUGGGUUGCCCCAACCCUUGGGCAUUUAUGUUGAGUUUCACAUACAUCCUUUGGAGGUGAUCUGAGUCCUCCUGGGCCCAGAUUUGAACUCAGGCCAUGUUCAUUCACCUGAGUCAAUCCCUUGCACAAACUCAAUGACCCAAUCAAUUUAAAAUCCAUCAUAGUGUCUAGAGAAAGAGGGGGGAAAAUAAUUAAAUUACCCAAAUGUGAAGCGUCCAUUGGCUGGGAAGCAGAGAAGAUUUAAGGACACGGAUGGAGACUUUGGCCCCGCAUAGGCAUAAUGCAUCGCUGGAGACCCAGAUUCCUCACUGUAUACUGAAAAGCCUCCAGGAUUUCUUGGAGCGAAGAAUUCCUCCAUUUCACAUCCCAGAAUCCGGAUGCUAUGGUUCCAGACAUACAUCCUUCGGUUCCAGAUGGCGGAUGGGGAUGGAUGGUGGUCCUUGCAGGAUUCAUGCAGACGGCGCUGGUUUUUGGGGUGAUCCGUUCUUUCGGGGUCUUCUUUGUGGAAUUUGUGGCUUAUUUCGGGGAAACCUCAAGCGCUGUCUCCUGGGUCAUUUCUGCCGGCGUCGCCAUCCUGCAGUUUGCAAGCCCCAUGGGAAGCGCCCUGAGCAGCCGCUAUGGUGCCCGUCCGGUGGUGAUGGCUGCAGGCUCACUUGCCAGCCUGGGCUUGCUGCUAGCAUCCUUCUCCACCAGCCUCACUCACCUGUAUUUGAGCAUUGGCCUAGUUGCAGGCCUAGGCUGGGCACUGGUGUUCACCCCUUCCAUGGCUGCGGUGGCACAUUACUUUGAGAAACGACGGACCCUUGCGACUGGUUUGGCUGUCUCUGGAGCAGGGGUCUCCUCGCUGGCUUUUUCUCCAAUCUUCCAAUAUCUAGUUGGCUUGUAUGGAUGGCAAGGUGCCCUUUUGUUGCUGUCUGGGAUGUCUCUGAACUUGUUGGCGGCCGGAGCCUUGCUACGACCUUUGGUUUCAGAAGGAGACCAAAGCACCUCGGAAAAGUCCACCAAUUCCCAUUGGUUGGGGACACUUGCUUCUCUCUUUGCUCUGGAGCUGUUGCAUCAUGGACCCUUCAUGCGCUAUGUUUUGGUUUUUGUCCUGGUGGACACUGGAUAUUUUGUACCCUAUGCCCACCUGGUGGCCCAUGCAAGGGAGGUCGGGUGUGAUGAAUAUGAAGCUGCCUUCAUCAUGUCUGCCGCCGCUGUAGCGGACAUGUUUGGCCGCGUUUUUGCUGGCUGGCUUGCAGAUUCCAGAGUCUUUGGUCGCCUUGUUCACAGCCUGACCCUUUGGACCAUCCUCACAGGAUUCUCUCUUACUCUGCUGCCACUGGGACACAGCUUCUCUUCCCUGAUGCCCCUUGGCAUCGGCUACGGGGUCUUUGCCGGUGCCCUUGUCCCACUACAGUUCGCCAGUCUAGUGGAGAUCGUGGGCACUGGAUACCUCCUUGGAGCCAUUGGACUCAUGCACAUGCUGGAAAGUGUGGGGGCUUUGCUGGGAACCCCUCUUUCGGGAUGGCUGAGGGAUAUGACCGGGAAUUACACCGUCUCUUUCAUCACCUCUGGGGUUUUCCUCUUGGCUGGUGCCUUGGUCCUUUUUACAUUGCCAAACUACUUCUCUUGUUCCAAGCCAUUGGAAACCAGGACAAGGAGAGCCAUGCAACCUCAAGGCCAGGAGACCUUUGCAUUAACCAGAAUAACCGACCAGAAGAGAGACUUAUUCCAGGCUGAGAAAGAGACUUGUUAGCCAAUUCUGAAAGCUAUAGAUUCACUGCUAUAGAAGCUGAGCACCAGCCACCAUUGAGUAUUUGUCAGUAAAAAAAAGCAGAUGAGUCGGGUGAAAGGGAGAGAAACUGUGAGAAAUAGGAAACAGCUGUAGAUGUGCAGAGACCUGGCUGGAUUUUAGCAGAGCUUGGAAAAGCUAUUUUGAGGGACUACAAGUUCCAGAAUCCAUGAUGGUCAGGGAAUGUAGGAAGUUGUGGUCCAAAGGUUACAUCCCCUUACCUCUGGACAAUAGGUACUCCAUGGUACCACAUCUGGAUGCUUUACAGAAGAUUUUAAAUGGGACUUCCAGAUGUGUUGGACUAUAACUCCAUCAAGCAGAGGCUGACUUGGGUUGCAUGUUAAGGCAAUCCUUUCUAAAAAUUCACUUCUUUGCUCCUUGGCAAAAGGAGACUCAAUCUGUAAAUUGUAUAUACAGGAAAAGCCAAAGAGAGAGGUAUCUUUGUAAAGCACUAUGUAAAGCCUAUGGCGCUAUACAUGUAAUAAUAAUAAGUGUCUGAAAAGUCCAGUCAUAAAUAUUUUUCUUUCGUUAACUUCACUAAAAAAACUUGUAGAGAAAACAAAAUGGUAUUCGUGAACAGAAGAAGUUAUAGUAGUUUUAUGGAGGAGGCAGAACUGUAUGUUCUUUCACUUAUAUUGUGAAGAAUUAUCAAAUGCUUAACCCUUCUUCACAAAAAUGUAUAUCAGGUGAGUUUUUGUGGUGCUACCUGCCUUUGGAUGAGAAUUCUAAUGUACUGUGGAUUAAGGUUAGUGCAAUAGCUAUCUUAAAAUGCAGUUCCUCUAAUAAAGCCGUCAGUUUGUUUCUCCAAGCCAUUGGCAUCUUUGCUGUGUUGGGCAGACUGUGUGGUUGACAAGGUUUGCUUGGAUUAGCAUCAGGAGACAUAGCUACAGAGAUGUACUUACUAGAUAAAUAUAGGUAUCCUGAUGUGGUCUCU